AUGAUGCCAUUGUGCAAAGCCUUUCCUGUUUGCUAACAAUCAGAAUAAACACAUUUUCAAGACUCCUGCUGGUUUUAUAUAGGCUGCUUCAAUGGAGCAAAUACAAGGAGCUUGGAAAGCUCUUAGUGAUGGAAUUGGCUUAAAGGAUGCUGUCUUCAAUGGAUCCAACUGUAUUUCGCCUACCAUUGUCCAGGAGUUUGGUUAUCAACGCAGAGCAUCUGAUGAUGGGAAACUUUCAGAUUCCUCCAAGACAAGCAAUACCAUUCGUGUUUUCUUGCCUAACAAGCAACGCACAGUGGUUAAUGUGCGUAAUGGGAUGACCUUACAUGAUUGUCUCAUGAAAGCUCUCAAAGUUAGAGGUCUGCAGCCAGAGUGUUGUGCUGUUUUUAGACUGCUUAAUGAACACAAAGGUAAAAAAUUGCGAUUGGAUUGGGGUACAGAUGCUGCAUCCUUGAUUGGAGAAGAGCUGCAAGUGGACUUCCUUGAUCACGUUCCACUCACAACACACAACUUCGCACGGAAGACGUUUCUGAAGCUCGCGUUUUGUGAUAUCUGCCAGAAGUUCUUACUGAAUGGGUUCCGGUGUCAGACAUGUGGCUAUAAAUUCCACGAACACUGCAGCACUAAAGUUCCAACUAUGUGUGUGGACUGGAGUAAUAUCCGACAACUCCUAUUAUUUCCACACUCAAAUGCUGGUGAUAGUGGUGUUCCUACGCUACCUCCCUUAACAACACGCCGAAUGCGGGAGUCCGUGUCCCGGAUACCUGUAAACUCUCAACACAGAUAUUCUACACCUCAUGCCUUCAUAUUCAACACAUCAAAUCCUUCUCCUGAAGGUUCCCUCUCUCAAAGACAGAGAUCUACAUCAACCCCCAAUGUCCAUAUGGUCAGCACUACCAUGCCUGUAGACAAUAGGAUAAUUGAGAAUAACAGCCUGAAUGCUUCUCCCAGGUCCUGGUGCAGACGAUUCUGUUUAAGGGGAAGAGAUGCUAUUCGUAGUCACAGCGAAUCAGCAUCACCCUCUGCUAUGUCUGGAAGUCCCAACAAUACAAGUCCCACAGGAUGGUCUCAGCCUAAAGUGCCAGUUCCAGUCCCAAGAGAGAGAGCUGCAGGAUCUAACACACAAGAAAAAAAAAUUAGACCUCGUGGACAGAGAGAUUCAAGCUAUUAUUGGGAAAUAGAAGCAAGUGAAGUUAUGCUCUCGACCAGAGUAGGGUCGGGCUCCUUUGGGACUGUUUACAAGGGCAAAUGGCACGGUGACGUAGCAGUGAAGAUAUUAAAGGUUGUAGAUCCAACUCCAGAACAGUUUCAAGCCUUUAGAAAUGAAGUUGCUGUACUAAGGAAAACCCGGCAUGUUAAUAUUUUGCUAUUCAUGGGCUACAUGACAAAAGACAACCUGGCUAUUGUCACACAGUGGUGUGAGGGGAGUAGUCUGUACAAGCACCUGCAUGUCCAGGAGACAAAGUUUCAGAUGUUACAGCGUAUAGAUAUUGCAAGACAGACUGCGCAAGGAAUGGACUACUUGCAUGCAAAGAAUAUAAUACACAGAGACAUGAAAUCAAAUAAUAUAUUUCUUCAUGAAGAUCGUACAGUAAAGAUAGGAGACUUUGGGCUAGCAACAGUUAAAUCCAGAUGGAGUGGUUCUCAGCAGGUGGAACAGCCUACUGGAUCUGUUCUCUGGAUGGCGCCAGAAGUGAUCCGAAUGCAGGAUAGUAAUCCAUUUACUUUCCAGUCUGAUGUCUAUUCUUAUGGAAUAGUACUAUAUGAAUUGAUGACGGGAGAAUUGCCGUAUUCCCAUAUUAACAACAGAGACCAGAUCAUUUUUAUGGUUGGUCGAGGUUAUACAUCUCCAGACCUCAGUAAACUAUACAAAAAUUGCCCAAAAUCAAUGAAGAGACUUGUAGCAGAUUGCUUAAAGAAAGUAAGGGAAGAAAGACCUCUUUUUCCACAGAUACUGUCUUCCAUUGAAUUGCUGCAGCAUUCUUUACCCAAAAUAAACCGAAGUGCUUCAGAACCUUCUCUGCAUCGUGCAACCCACACACAGGACAUAAAUUCAUGCACAUUGACAUCUACGAAGCUACCUGUAUUUUAGGAGAUCAGAGCGCACUGCCUCAAUUGCUCUCCCCAGUAACUGUUAUAGCAGUU
Messenger RNA from Euleptes europaea (tarantolino), 2145 nucleotides. It is a transcript of the gene RAF1, whose product is annotated as Raf-1 proto-oncogene, serine/threonine kinase. Bases 92 to 2092 code for a protein of 666 amino acids. Gene Ontology annotation, molecular function: protein kinase activity; ATP binding. The record is from RefSeq and is a predicted model, not a curated record. Gene Ontology annotation, biological process: signal transduction; protein phosphorylation. Gene Ontology annotation, cellular component: mitochondrion; cytosol; plasma membrane. The transcript has 18 exons. Lineage: Eukaryota; Metazoa; Chordata; Lepidosauria; Squamata; Sphaerodactylidae.